Molecule: messenger RNA, 1130 nt
Organism: Stegastes partitus (bicolor damselfish)
Lineage: Eukaryota; Metazoa; Chordata; Actinopteri; Pomacentridae
Product: C-type lectin domain family 4 member M-like
Exons: 6
Coding region: 160-1041 (293 amino acids)
Source: RefSeq, a predicted model, not a curated record
CGGUGGUGGAAACUCUACGACUUUAAGGAGACAGUUUCACACAGGGGGAAUACGGUGAAGGGCAUUGGAGAGCAAACAAACACAGACACAUGGUUUGGCUGUACUGACAGUGCGGCUGCAGUAACACGCGACGCGCUGCGAGUCAGAAGAUAUUCAGACAUGAUUUCAAACGCUGAUGGCAGCACAGAUGGAAAAUCAUCAAACGCAAGGAGCAAAGGAUCUCCGUGCAUGGUCCGAGUGGGGUCCAGAAGUCUUCCCAUGUAUCCGCUGGCUAUUGGGUGUUUAGGACUGCUGAACACUAUUCUGCUGUUAACUGCUGUUGUUAUUGGGAUUUACUGUGGUAGUGUCAAUGAGAAACCCUCUCUUCACCAAAUAACACCAAAUACGCUCAUCGAGGAGGUGAAGCAGCUACAGAUGAUACAGAAGGAUGUUAUGGAGACUCGAGAAGCCACCCGGGAAUUAUUAGCGCAGGAGCUCCAGAGCCACAAGCAAAAGAAGCAGCAGUUAGAACCGAUCAAGGCUCUUUGCGACAACCUCCAGAGGCAGAUCGAGGUGCUGCGCGUGGAGAAGGCCACGCUGCAGGCAGACUCCUUCGAUAUUUUGCACAGCUGUGGACGAUGCCUUCCAGGAUGGUUUUUAUUGAGCACGUCCUGCUACUUUCACGCUAAGACGUUAAAGAACUGGGCCGACAGCCGGGCGGACUGCAUCAGCCGCGGGGCCGACCUGGCUGUGAUUGAUAGCUUGGAUGAGCAGCUGAAUCUUUUUGAAUACCUACCAAAGGCUGGAAGCAGUCGACCGUGGGGGAAUGGAGGAAUUUGGAUUGGCCUCACAGAUAUUCAAAGGGAGGGCACUUGGGUGUGGGUAAAUAACGCAACCCUGUAUAGUGACGGGUACUGGAUGCACGGGGAGCCCAGCGAUCACGGACUACUGAAUAAAGACUGUGUGGCACUUUGGAACACAGGCAGCCAGGGAAGGAGCACGUGGUACGAUGGGAGCUGCCAGAGCAUCAAGGGAUGGUUGUGUGAAAAGGAACUCGUCUAGUUGUGCAAUGUGUGGCAGAUUAAAGCUGUAAUCGACACAGGAGGGAAGAAGAUGUACACCCAGUUAUCUUUCAUACCAAACUUCAUUAU